Molecule: messenger RNA, 1614 nt
Organism: Lachancea lanzarotensis
Lineage: Eukaryota; Fungi; Ascomycota; Saccharomycetes; Saccharomycetales; Saccharomycetaceae
Gene: OM45
Product: LALA0S04e08328g1_1
Exons: 1
Coding region: 1-1614 (537 amino acids)
Source: RefSeq, a predicted model, not a curated record
AUGUCGUCGAAAGUGAUAAUAGGCGGGGUCGUCACGGUUGCCGCCGGAUACGCGUUGUAUGAGUACCAGCUGCAGCAAAGACAACAGCGGGCUACGCUGCAACCUGCUGCUUUCCAAAAGGAGCGCGAAACACACGCGUUUGAGCGUCAAGGCGAGCGGGCGGGCGCGAAGCUCGAUAGCGCGGCCAACCAGGCCCGCGAACAGGCUCGCGACCUGGCGCACGACGCAGACGAGAAAGUCACCUCUACUAUGGCAGAGGUGGAGCGCGCCAAGGCUAGAGGCACUCAGUGGGUUUAUGAACAUCUGGGUGAAGCUCAAGACAAAGUCGAAGACCGUCGCGACAAGUAUCUAGAGCGUUCUGGCGAACUGCAUGCGAUUGUGGAAAACACACGUGAGCGUGAACGUGCCCAACAAAACGCUGUCAAGCGGUUUGUCAACGACACGCGCGACCAGAUCUCGAGCGACAUCCAGAACAUUCGUGCUGGCGUUGCAGACGACGCCUCGAGCAUCAGAGAUGCUAUUAUUGGCGCCAAGAAGCAGGGUCAGGACACUGCUCAGUCGUGGGAAAAUUCGGCGCGUGACACCGCCGUAGACGCAAAGCACACUGCGGAGGACAAAUCGCAGUCGAUUUUCAACUGGGGAUUUGGCAAGGCUGAAAAGGCCCGUGCCAAAGCCAUUGAGGAGUACGAUCAGGCCAAUAAGCAUUUCCACGAACUUAGCGAAAAGUACAAGUCUGAAUCGGGACUAUUCUCGGGUGGCAGCGACGAAUUGAAAAAGCAAGUGAAUGCAGCAGAGGCCCAGCUUAAGUCCUACAAGCAAAAACUCGAGGAUGCCACUGCCAAGUACUCUCAAUACACCACCGACAACAUCAACGAGCUUUCCGACAAACUAGAAGAAGAAGACCGCAAACUACGCAAAAAGGGCUUUUUCACCUGGUUGACUGGAAAAGAUUCUGGAGCUUCGACUCAAAAGAAGAAAUCCGACAAUGUCGAUGAGAUCGCAUCUCACAGUGUAGUCGGAUGGGGGGAGACCGCUGAGGCCUUGGCCAAGGAAGAAUUGGACGACUUGGUGAGAAACAAGCAGAUUGGUCGCAGUGAGGCUCAAAGGCGUCUAGACGAGCUUAAGAAGAUCAAGGAUGAAGGGUGGUUUACAUACCAGGGCAAGAACGACGCCGAGUUGGCCCAACGUGCUGCUAACACUCUAAAGGGCUGGGGUGAAACCGCCUCGCAAUUGGCCCAGGACGAGUACGAAGAAACUCGCAGACGUUUGCCACAGGCUCCCAAAAGUUUGUCUGACGCUGUAGACGUUGCCAAACAAAAAGUGGAAUCCACCAAGAAAGAACUUGACAAAGCCAGUACCGAGUGGUGGUCGCAGGGCAAGGACAAGAAGAACGAAUUACACGAUAAGGCUCAAAAACAAUAUGAAGAAGCUGAACGUGAGUACCGGUCAUCGUUGGAAUCUCUUGCCGAUUGGUCCGAAAAGGCCAAGGGCAAGUUCUGGUCCGGGGCCGAUACUGCUUUGGAUGCCACCAAGUCCACUACCGACACACUUCACACCAAGGCCAAGCAAGGGCUAAAUGCUGCCCAGGACUUUGUCCAAGACAAGAAGGAGUGA